AUGGCGGGAUCUUAUGAAUAUCCAGACUUCCACAUGGGCGAAAUAUACGGCGUGAGACCAGACGAUCAUAUUCCCGCCGCGACUCUGCACCGAUAUUUGACCGACUAUGCGCGCCAUUUUGGGGUUUUCGAGUGUGUUAUGUUCAAUACCACCGUUGAAACUAUUGAGCGUGGCUUUGGUGGCUGGAUAGUCAAUACCUCUUCCGAGACAGGGACAGCUACCCUUAGCACAAGGAGGCUGAUCAUAGCAACUGGUUUGACUUCAACGCCUAACAUGCCAUCAUACCCGGGACAGGAGUCAUUCAACGCUCCGUUGUUCCAUGCGAAAGAUUUUCGACAAUGCAGUUCACUCGGUAGCCCCAAAGAUGUCGUCGUUGUUGGAGGCGCGAAGUCUGCAUUUGAUGUAGCCUAUGCAUAUGCACAAGCAGGAGUUCAUGUCGAUUUGGUGAUUCGACCUGAGGGAAACGGACCUGUUUGGCUUUGUCCGGCUUUCGUGACUCCAAUCAAAAGAAAAAUGGAGGAAUUGCUUCACACCCGCUAUCUCACUUGGAUGAGCCCUACGCCAUGGGGCGAUGAGGACGGAUUCCCUCUAGUCCGGAGACUCCUUCAUGGAACCAGGAUUGGUCGAAUGAUAGUGCAAGCAUUUUGGCACAUGUUAAGCUCGGAUAUAGUCAAGGCUAAUGGAUACGACGACUGCGAUCACCCAGACCUUGCUCCUCUUAAACCAUGGACAUCGGCAUUCUGGACUGGCAGCGGAGUGAGCAUCCACAAUUAUGAUUCGAGCUUUUUCGACUUUGUCAAAGACGGGACGAUACGAGUCCACACAGCGAACAUCACCCUUCUCAGUCCUAAGAAGGUCCACCUGUCCACCGGCAGAGUCCUGAAUGCCGAUGCCCUGAUAUGUGCAACGGGUUGGAGAAAGACACCCGGGUUCAAAUUUAGCAAUUGGGACAUCAAACCACGAAGAUCGAUGGCUGAAAUGACAGACCUUCUCGAUGCAGCCAAUGCAGAAAUCCUGACUCGAUUCCCAAUACUCAGUUCCCAGCCUCUGCUUCGCACUCAAGUCCAAAAGUCCGAUCCUUUGCUGUUAUAUCGCUUCAUGAUUCCGCCUUCUCUUUGGGAAGAUCGAAGCUUAGCCUUUGCAGGCAUGGUCUCAUCCGUGAGCACAUCCACUUGCGCCAGCUUGCAGGGGCUUUGGAUCUCGGCGUAUUUCGACGAUAAGCUAGAUCGGACCCCUUUUGAUGACGCCGAUGCUGUGAGGGAAGCAGUGAUCAAUUCACAGUGGGGGAAAUGGAGGUAUCCGUGCGGGUAUGGAGGUGAGGUUGCGGAUUUAGCAUUCGAUUCCCUUCCAUACUUUGACCUUCUGGUGCGGGACUUGGGGUUGGAGAAUCACCGUAAGGGGUCUUUCGUGGCGGAGAUUGUGAAACCAUAUAAGCCUUGGGAUUAUAGGCAGGUGGUGACUGAGUGGAUUCGUGCACAUUCAAUCAAAACUAGCUCUGCUUUCUAG
Messenger RNA from Penicillium olsonii, 1506 nucleotides. NCBI's taxonomy places the organism in Eukaryota, Fungi, Ascomycota, Eurotiomycetes, Eurotiales, Aspergillaceae. The record is from the annotation of a GenBank genome assembly.